Fusarium sp. VM40 is the source of this 1998-nucleotide messenger RNA. The record is from the annotation of a GenBank genome assembly. NCBI's taxonomy places the organism in Eukaryota, Fungi, Ascomycota, Sordariomycetes, Hypocreales, Nectriaceae.
AUGGCCACAAUAGCUGGCGACACGUCCAUGUCGCGAUAUGAUUCAUCAGCUGGCGAACUCUCUUCGCCGCCCUCUGGAUCACUCUCUGAACCGGGCUCACCAUCACGAAAUGGCUCGGGCGGUCGCGCACCCCAAGACUACGACGAGAUCGUCGUUGUUUCUAGCGACGGUCAAUAUCAACAUAUCGGUCAUCAGAACCACAGUGAUCGCCCCCCACCUCCUUUGCCACCGCAAUCAGGAACUGGCCCUCCCAAAAAGUACGCGCUGGUCGACAACCAAUGGGUGCAGCUAACAGCUGCAGGUGUUCCCAGAAAGAAGCCCGGGCGGAAACCUGGAACCAUUGUGAAACCACGGAACUCAGACGGCGCUGAUAUAGCAAAGGCUUCGCGCAAACCCCGUAAACCUCGCGACCCCAACGCGCCGCCAAUGCCACGAAAAAGGAAGAUCGCUCCUGCAGAUGGAGAGGAUGACCUGCCUGCAGACUCGAAGUCUCUUGCUGCAGCUGCCUCAUCCACCACAGCGCAAGCGCACCUUUCAGAUGUCACCAGCAUAUCGGCAACCUCACCUGGUCAAAUUCACCGUCAAACAUCAUCUUCAUCUCAUCAACCCGAGCAGCGCUAUUCACCAAAAAUGCCAAAACGCGAACACUUUGGCUCGAUGCAGAGCCUCCUAAACUCGGAUCCACCCGCCGAGCGACCUCAUUCUCAACCGCAGCCUCAGCCUAGCACGUCUACGUCGAUCCCUGUUCGCACGAGUGGUCAAAGUUACGACCCCAUCCGUGGUAAUUACGAUCCGAUUCGCGAGACGAUGGUUUCCCAUAACUCUUAUAAUUCCGCAUCUGGUUCACCAAGAGCCCCUUCUCAGGUUCCCAAUCGGUCACCAACCAUUGCAAGUCUUCUUGGUGGGAAUGAGUCGCGCAAUUCUUAUCAACCACCCUCAAACCAGCCUCGUUUCCAGGCUCAGGAGCCACCCCAGGCUUCAUCACCUUCUAAAGAGCCUCAGACGAUAUCGACACCAACUCCUGCAUCGCGGACACCAGUACAGGAGCCUAAGAAAGACAUCCCUCCUCCGCCACCGCCAGUGCAGCGGCCAGUCAUCAAAGAGUCUAACUUCACAACCAUCUCCAACGGUCCUAUCAAGAGGUCAUCGCCAAAGCAGAAGCCUCAUACUGGGGUUUCAACGCCCAGGACUGAGAAUCUUGACGACAUGCAGGAAGGUGAAAGCCGCUCGAUUCUCGACUUCGGCCGGGCCAAGCCAGGAGAAGAGGCACAGGCUCCUACUAUUGUUCUGAGUGUGCCUAUUCAGGCUGGCGAGACCAACAGAUAUGUCAACUUCAUGCGAAUGGCCGAGGACAGAUAUGGAUGGGAUGCUCUUCACCCACGGUUGGCAGCUAACCGAGAUCGCAAGGCUCGAAUCGCUGCGGCAGCCGCUUCACUGGAAAAGGCAGAAUCAGGCCGAGAGUCUGGUGACGAAAUGUCCGUUGAUCUCUCCGAUGCCGAGGCUAGCAACCCCGACAACGGUGCUACCAGCGGUCCUGAUGCACAGGCCAAGCCCAAGAAAAAGCGUAACUUUAAGGAGGAUCAAUAUGACGUGGAUGAUGAUUUUGUGGAUGAUUCGGAGCUUCUAUGGGAGGCUCAGGCCGCGGCAAGCCGUGAUGGCUUCUUUGUUUACUCUGGUCCCUUGGUGCCUGAGGUUGAAAAACCAGCUGCUGGCCACGAGGGACCUCCAAAGCGUGGACGUGGUGGAAGAGGUAGCCGAGGUGGUGGGAGAGGCGCGUCGACCCGGGGCGGAGCCGGCAGCGGUCGUGGGGGAGGACCAGGUUCACGCGGCGGCUCUGUCACUCGAAAACCUCGCAUCACUAAGCAAGAGAAAGCACAACGUGAGCGCGAGAAGGCUGAGCGUGAGAAUAUGGCUCAACUGGCCAAAACACCUACCAAUGGCGGCUACUCACUGAACCCUACUACACCAUCUUUUGCCGUCAGCGAACUGGGGGCAUGA